Messenger RNA from Acanthaster planci (crown-of-thorns starfish), 5140 nucleotides. RefSeq lists its product as uncharacterized. Gene Ontology annotation, biological process: positive regulation of axonogenesis; regulation of GTPase activity; regulation of cell shape. Gene Ontology annotation, cellular component: plasma membrane; semaphorin receptor complex. Lineage: Eukaryota; Metazoa; Echinodermata; Asteroidea; Valvatida; Acanthasteridae. Gene Ontology annotation, molecular function: ATP binding; protein binding; protein tyrosine kinase activity. The record is from RefSeq and is a predicted model, not a curated record.
UUCGGUUUUGUUGUGAGUCUUUGGACGGGCGAGUUUUGAUUGGAUGCCGAAAAAAACGGGUUUUCCCCUCGAAAACAGAAGUUCUGAGUCCAGUGUGCUUUCUUGCCUCCGCGUGCAACCCGUAGACCGUCGGAGUGUUACACUAGUGUAGACAACUGACUGAAUGCAUCAAAAUUAUUGUCAUGUACAAUAAUAACCCCUUGUAUUAUGUGAUAUUUUGGUGACGUGUUAAUUGAAGCUCACGUUACUUGUACUAUAAUUUAUUUGGUGAGUAACUCUUUGUGUAUGAAUACAUGUACAAACUAGACAGUAUAAGAGACGGUCGAAGACUAUGGGUUGGCCGUGGAGUUCGAGUUUUAGAGGGACGCAGAGAGCAUGGGUAUAUUUUGUUGUCAGUAGCACCCAUUUCCACCCUCUGUGUAGCCAUAAUCCAUGGCGAUUGUGUAGUACAGUCUACACGGAAACCCCCGUGGUGUCAUUCAAAGGACAGUAUUCAAAUGUGGUUGUCAACCUGUGCUUGUUAUCGUCACACCAUAUUGCACCAGCUGUGAGGCAAGGGAGUGGUAGUGAAAUCGUUUCCUUUUACGCGACGAUUCUGCAUCACAUUUCUCAACUGAGUUCGCCAAUCUGCUUGGACAGGAAUAUUGACGGGUCAUUUUACGCGCCGUGUUGGAGAGAACACACACUUUGCAGAUACUAGCGUAGGGGCUAUGGCAGAGCUAUCUGGGCACCCCGGAUCUUAAUGCAUGCGUAGAGUGCAAACAGGGAGAGUCGGCUACUCUUCAUGAAUAUAGGGAGAGGUUGAGAGGACUAACACUUCUUAGCAAUCUGAUGGCAAACAAAAUAUGUCUGUUUCCAUCACAAAAAAGCAUUUUUGCACUCACUUGGCUGAUUUUUUCAUUAAAUAAUACCGUCAGUCACUGGAACAUCGGUUAGUGCUGUAAUUUCGUUUUGGGUAGGAAAAUAUUCAUUUGAUAAGCUUAGUCAGAGCAUUAUGGGACACGAGAGACCGAAUCACGCUGUCCUCUUGCGUGAUAUCGUUCUGUAUAUGAACGUCAUUUAUUUUAAUGUUUGUAUGAUUUCAGCAGAGUGGCAAGGACAUCUGUCAGCCUAUGAGCUAGCCAGCUUCAAUAAUCCUGAUCAAGAAGAUGUACCUCGUGCCCAAACGUUCAACCAUUUCACCUUGAGUGAUCAUGGUGAUGUCUAUGUUGGAGCUGUCAAUUGGUUGUACAGGUUGAAUAGUAGGUUAGAACAGAUACAGAAUGCUUCAACGUGUGAUGACAGUAUGCCUUACAAUGGGAUGCCAUGUCGUCGUACAAAUAACUACAACAAAAUACUGGUAGUUGACAGUACUCGGCCAAACAGUCUGAUAACCUGCGGUGGUGUGUUUGAUGGCACUUGUCAGUUACGACCGUUACAGCAUAUAAACGAUGUAAUGGGUGAAUCGCGUCCUUACGUUGCAGGAUUUGAGGAUGCAACUACUGUUAGUUUGAUUGCUCCGGGAAGAAGUGGAGAAGAAACACUUUAUGUUGCUGUUACUUACACUGGCAUGAAUGUUGGUAAUAUUUUUUCAUGGACGAUAACACGAAGACAGCUUGGGCGCGGUCGCUUUUUAUCAUAUUCAGCGAAUGAAGAUACAGUCGCUCUCAGAAGCUUCGGCGGCAGGUUUAUCAUAAACUAUAUUAAAGGAUUUGACUACAGUGGAUUCACGUACCUUGUUGCCACCCAGGAAGAAGAUUUGAAUUUUGCCACUUAUAUUUCAAAGUUGAGCAGGGUUUGUCAGACGGGCCCAAAUUUGGAUGGAUUCACAGAGAUCACUAUCCAGUGCAGUGGAUCAGAUGGUAGUGUGUACAGCUUGGUGCAAGCAGCUCACUUUGGACCAGCAGGACCAGAUCUAGCGGCUUCACUGGGUCUUCAUGUAGACGAAAAGGUACUGUAUACUGUGUUUGCUAAGAACCAAGGAGCUCCGGAUACCAGUGGUGUACCCACCAGUCACUCAGCAUUGUGUGUGUACAGGAUGACUGAUAUCUUGGCUGGCUUCAAAGAAGCAGUACGGGGCUGUAUUCAGGAUGGAGAUGCAUACUCUGUAGACUAUUUGGAAGGAUCGUUCUGCAACUAUUUUCAGGGAGUUCAGCCAGACAAUUAUCUGUGUAAUCCUGUCGCUGAUGGCAUGACUCAGCUGUACCAGUAUGCCAAAGGGAUUACUCCAGUCUCAUCUACAGCGUUGCUGGAACAGCCAGGUUCCUUGAUGUCAUCCAUCAUCACCAGCAUUGAAUUCAACCACACUGUGGCAUUCAUUGGAACAUCAAGUGGAGGUCUUUUGAAAGUCCACAUUGAAAGUAAUACAACAGCCAGAUUGUAUGAGAGAGUGCCUCUAGGUACCAGCCCAGUACUGACAGAUGUCAAGAUAAACGACACAACCAGAGAGAUUUAUGUACUCACUGAACAAAAGUUGAUCAAGAUGCGUGCCGAGAACUGUGGUCAGUACACCACCUGUGAGGCAUGUAUUGGGACUGAUGCAGGGAAUGAUGGAGAUCCAUACUGUGGGUGGUGCACUUUGGAAAGAAAAUGUUCAAGAUAUUCCGACUGUGACUCCCCGGAUGUAUCUACUCGCUGGUUGGCCUACAACGCUGCUCAAUGCAUUAAUAUCACCAAUGUAGCUCCUUACGACAGCCUGCCAAUUACUGUCACAGAGCAACGAAUCGACCUGAAUGUACAACAGUUACCUGACCUAGCGACUGGUCAGAGUUAUGAAUGUUACUUUGGGUCAUACCGAUCUCCUGCUACAAAGACUGGCGGCGUGCUUACGUGUAGAUCUUCACCUAGUGAUGGGAUACCUGCCAUUCAGCCAAGAGAUGAUGCUGUCAUUGUUAAUUUUAGCGUGUAUUCGACUGAAACAAUGGUCCACUUCAUCGAUACCAGCUUUCACUUUUACAACUGCUCAGUCCAUACGUCUUGUGUAUCCUGUGUUGGUAGUCGAUGGGCCUGUGACUGGUGUGUGUUUGACAACAGAUGUACUCAUGAAAGCUCCACUUGUACUAAAGCUAAUGAAAUCAUCAUUACUGGUGAAAAUGGACCUGGAUCUUGUCCACAGCUGCAAGCUCAAAGUGGUGAAGUUCUUCUGCCUAAUGGAAUCCACAGGAUUAUUACAGUCAGGACUGAAAAUGUACCAGAUGUAGCUCAGAUUUCUAGCUAUGGUUGUAGUUUGGAUAUCGAAGGUGUACCUCAGACUGUUAUGGCGGGGCGUUAUGGAAGGGAUAUCAAAUGUGAGCAGAAAGCUUACACGUAUUUGUCGAAUACUGAGCCAGAGCUCGAAGUGAGGCUGACUGUUACUUGGACUGACGCGACUGGUGCAGCACAUAUCCUUGAUGACAUACAUGGGUUCAGUGUAACUAUCUACAAAUGUGAAGUCCAGAAAUCAGACUGCAGCCGAUGUGUUACAGCUCGUCCAGAGCUCGGGUGUCUGUGGUGUGGUGCCAUGCCAACCGUGUCGGGUGUUUGCAAACUGAAUGAAACUUGCUCUGGAAACGUUGUGACUUUGUUUAAUGGAGUGAACUGCCCUGAUCCAGUUGUCAGCGAGGUGUUUCCUUUGACUGGACCGAUUGAAGGCAAUACAAUCCUUACCGUAAUGGGAACUGACAUCGGUCGAAGAUUUGGUGACGUCGUGGCUGUGAUGGUUGGCAAUCAACCCUGUGAUCUAGACGGAUUAAGCUCCAACUAUGUAAAUGGGGCAAGUGUCAUAUGCAAAACAAUACCAGAACGUGAAGGAAGUCAGUUGGUCACUUUGACAAUCACGGGGGCAGAUGGUACACUGCAGCACAGCUCUGGAGUUGUCAACUUUAAGUUCACAAAUCCAAGGAUUACAUUAUUUGAACCUCGCCUUGGCCCAGAAGCUGGUGGGACUGCAGUAAGCGUGUAUGGCACAGACCUCAACACAGGACGAUAUAUUGCGGCGUUCAUAGGGGAAAAGCCAUGCAUCAUGUCAUCUGGCCCAACAGAAGAAGCUUUAGGGUGUACUACAUCCACCGGACAGGCUGGAAUGGCAAGUAUCUUGAGAGUUUCCUUCGAUGGUGCGAACAGAACAUCAGAUGAGAAGUUUAGUUACACAGAAAACCCUGUCAUCACUCGGGUUCAGCCACUCAAGAGCAUUUAUUCGGGUGGUCGGACGUUGAAAGUGGUGGGCCAACACUUGGAUACCUGCCGAAAUCGUCAGAUUUACGUUGGGGACAGUAGUCUGAUAUAUCAAGAGGUAUGCACAGGGGAUUCCCCCACAGAGAUGCAGUGCAAGUCUCCAAACAUAACAUCACUCCGAAUGAUGAUGGCAAGCAACGAGAACCUGACCUUUGGCUUCAUCAUGGACGGGGUCAUCGAACUAUUGGCAUGGUCUGAGAACAAUGAGGUUGAGUUGGAGUACUUUGAAGAUCCAGUGUAUGUCCCGUUUGAGAAUGAAGAGAUGGAGAAAGGUGGAUCAACACUGACAAUCAUGGGUGAACGGUUGGAUAGUGCAAUCACAGCCCGAGAAAUCCAAGUUAGGAUUGGAAAAGACUUCUGUGAAGUCAACCUGGUCAGUGAUACCGUCUUACAGUGCACUUUACCAAAGAAUGAACCGGCUGCUGGGGACUUCAGAGGUGAAAACGCGGAGGAAGGCCUACCUGUGGUCUGGAUACUUCACAGUAACUUGGAAUUCGUUUUGGGAAGACUGAUCUAUCCCCGUACCGUUCAUGUUCCUGCCAUUGUGGCCGGUGUGGUUCUGUCUUUCUCCAUUGCUACACUUCUUGUUGCUGUUCUCGGUUAUGUGAGGCAGUUACACCGAAAACGCACCCAUGACCAACGACUCCUGAACCGAAUCAUGGAGGUCCAUCUCGAGAUGUCAUCUCACGUCAAGAGGCGCUGGUGGCAGAGAGUCCAGAAACAGAUGGACGAAGGGCCCAAACAAAUGCGCAUUGUUCUGAGCAACAAAGUCAGCUAUGUUCCCGAAGAACUUCACAUUGAGUUAAACCGACUGGAAUUGGGAAAGACACUUGGACAAGGUGCCUUUGGACGCGUACUGCAAGCUGUUCUGCACAGUGAGGCAGGAGAUCAAAUUGUUGCAGUGAAAACAGUGCAAGGUUAGUGGUUAAAGUAUUUGGCAUCUGAAAAU